AGGAGGUUCAGACCCUGAAAGAGGAGCUGGAGACUAAGAACAGGGAGGUUUGUAUCUGUAUUCUACACUAAAGAUUUCUCUUCUAAAAGCAGAACAUUAUGACUGUGAAAUGUCUGAUGUACAGCACGUGUAACUCCUAAAGUCUCUGUAUUCGUCACUGUCGUCAUGUUGUUGAAUGUGUUUCACUGAAGGACUCUGUCUCUAACUCAGCUCCAGCAUGAACAGCACCGGAGAGAAGAAGCGGAGAAAGAAGUUCAGACGAACAAGAAUAACAUGGUUAAUCAUUUCAAUUUGAUUCCUAUGAAUAUUUUUGUAUAUCUUUUCAUCAGCAUAUUGUUUUGUUUCCAGACAUCUGUUGGUUUGUUCCUCUGAAAACUUCAGCAAAUGUGUGCUUUGUUCUUCUGACUAUAUUAGUUAAUCCUUCUGAAAGCCUCCAGUUGAUUCUUUUAUCUUUCACGCAUUAAAUAUAUCAAAUAAACACAAUAACAACAUUAUAUUCAUAAGUCCAAAUCAAGCCCGAGACCAGAAUGAUUUGAGUCCUUUUUUCAGACCAAAACACAAAGAUGUUCCUCAAACGGUGGUUUAAUGAACUGAGCAGGAUUCUCUUUAGUCCUGGUAUGACCUCAUACAGAACAUCAGCUCAGAGACAGACCACUAACAGAUGAAUGAAUACCUCUUUAUCAUCUGUGGUUAUGAUUUACAACAUCAUCAACCUUGUCCUGCCGGAUUUCCCCCCUCGUCUCUUGUUUUGUCCUUGGAUUCCCUGUUUGUUUUUGGUUAUUCAUUAAAACCCUUUUUUCACUACACCUGACUGUCUGUGCUUGAGUCCUCAUCAUGCCCCGUGACAAGUACGUAGAGCUACGAACGCUAGAUGAGACCAGCCUGAAGUUAUUUCAAUUUCUUGUGAAAAAGCGAGAAAGAUUUGGUUAAUCAAGAAAAAGUCUAAACCCAACUUGUAUUUCAGAAGUUCAACAGUUCACCGUCGCUUCCUGCAUGAAUCUACAGUGGAGGAUCAUCACCCAUCAGUCCGUCUGUUGGCUGGUUGAUUAGUGUUACAAUGACUGAUGAGUGUGUUAUGUCUCUCUAUCAGGUACAUGCAAACAGAUGUGAAGUGUUGGAGCAUCACAGUCCUCAUCAGGAGGACAGCAGCUCAGCCAAUCACAACUCAGCCUCAGGAUCUGUUCUUGUCAUUGGUGUCGACCAACAGGGCAAAUAUAUCCGUCUCACAAACACGUCCAACGAGGAACAACAUCUGGGAGGCUGGAGGUUAGAAAUGCAGGUCAACAGAAGAAACAUCUCGUUCACGUUUGAGAAAUCUUUCAGUGUGAAGUCUGGAGACACUGCCACUAUGUCAGGUCCAGGUUGUAUGAGCCGUCAUUCUUUUUCUGACCUCUGGUGGAAGGACUUUAAGCCGUUCAGCCCUGCAGACAAACUGAAGUUCACCCUCAUCAACAACACUGGAGAGAUCCGACAUGAACUCAGUUCACUCACUGAAUGAUAGUAAUUAGCCAGCUGUCAGACUUUUAUUUUUUUUAGCUCAUCUUACCUUCUUGCUCUAUUCAACAGGAAAGAAGAGAAAAAGUUACCAUCCGUAGCACCACAAUGUAUUGUGAAUGGUUUAUAGUGUUGUGAACAUUAUUCAUCAGGAACAUCAGUAACACGCAGUGGUGGGCUGUCAGGGCCAGCAAGGCCUUCUCUGCUGGCCAGACAGAAUUACAAAGCUAUAGCUAUUUAAUAAUUUAAUAAUUUGUAUCUCAUUGCAGAGCUACU
Anarrhichthys ocellatus (wolf-eel) is the source of this 1770-nucleotide messenger RNA. Its product is annotated as prelamin-A/C-like. The transcript has 3 exons. Bases 1058 to 1498 code for a protein of 146 amino acids. Gene Ontology annotation, biological process: heterochromatin formation; protein localization to nuclear envelope; nuclear envelope organization. Gene Ontology annotation, molecular function: structural constituent of cytoskeleton. The record is from RefSeq and is a predicted model, not a curated record. NCBI's taxonomy places the organism in Eukaryota, Metazoa, Chordata, Actinopteri, Perciformes, Anarhichadidae. Gene Ontology annotation, cellular component: nuclear envelope; nuclear lamina.